AUGCACGCACCCUUUCCUUCUGUGUCAAUCUCCAUGAAUCCAAAUGCAACUGACUUUGUUCCACAUCUGACUGGUGCCAAUUCGCUGGCUCCCCUGCCGACGUCGACAGCUGAUCUUGCGGAGGAAAAGGAACGGCAACAGAAGCAAGAGAGCCAUUUAUCAUCCAGCGUGAAAUGGACGACCACAUCGACGAGGAAAAACAUUACACAGCCAGCUUUGCCACUGGCAGUGAAGGCCAAUUUUACACCGACUUUUGCUCCGAUUUAUGUUGAGAAAACGGAGGAAGAGAUUUUAGAGAUUAGCAAACGCAGUUCACUUAAAGUUGGGGCGGCGGCUUUUGUGCCACGCCGUACGUUGAACCGCGUGAUGAUCGCCAAGCCAUCUCCGCUCUCUCUCACGCCAGCGACGGGCGAAAUGACACUAGGUGAUUUGUGGUGUCUCUUCUACCUGCCUGCUGGGCUUGGCGAGUGCAUUCGGGAAAACACAUACGAUCCAACGCUUGUGUUUCGCGUGGAUUCCGUUGCGACCUUCUGGAAGGUGUUCAAUAAUAUUCCUCAGCCGACAGAAAUGAAGAUCGGCACGCUGUACUUUUUUCGUGACGGGAUCAAUCCAAAGUGGGAAGACCCUGGCAAUCGUGACGGUGGCAUUUUGAAGAUGAAAUUAGAUUCCCAUUGCAUCAAUGAUGCGUGGGUGUAUUUGUUGUGCCGCACCAUUGGGGAGUCGUGGUCGAGGUCUGUGCGUGAUACCGUCAACGGCGUGGCCCUCAAAGCACGCGAGCGCGCGUACCUGCUAGAGGUGUGGGUCACGGAACAAAGCGCUGAGCUCAUGAUGGAUAUCAGCGAAUUGCUGCGGCCUCUACUGGGCGAUGUUUUCUCUGUGUUUUAUGCGCCACACUCCGUGACGCAGGAACGUGCCGCCGCCGCUGCUCUCGCCGAGAAGAAAAGGAGCCGAAACAACCGACGCCGCUGGUAA
Messenger RNA from Trypanosoma cruzi, 972 nucleotides. Its product is annotated as eukaryotic translation initiation factor 4E, putative. The record is from RefSeq and is a predicted model, not a curated record. NCBI's taxonomy places the organism in Eukaryota, Euglenozoa, Kinetoplastea, Trypanosomatida, Trypanosomatidae. Gene Ontology annotation, biological process: translational initiation. The transcript has a single exon. Bases 1 to 972 code for a protein of 323 amino acids. Gene Ontology annotation, cellular component: eukaryotic translation initiation factor 4F complex. Gene Ontology annotation, molecular function: translation initiation factor activity; RNA 7-methylguanosine cap binding.